GUCGUCUACCUCCGUCACUCCUAUCAGACGCGCGAAGCAGCUCAGCGACGCCGCGCCGCGCGACCAAAAUCCGCCGUGCCCAGACCCCGACGGGAAACUCGGGCUUUAGCUGCCGUCUGCCUCGAUAUGCUCCCAUGGGCGGCCACCGCGUCACCACCCAGCACUCCAGCCGCCGUCUCAUUUGCUCCUCCCCUCCGCGCCGCCGCUCCCCGCCCUCCACCGCCCCUCUGCCGCCCGCUUCCACGGAUGCUGUGCGCGGGCCUCAACCCCCCACCGCGCGCCGCCUCUUCCGACGGCAACGUCUUCUGGGAGGAGCCAGACGACGGCUCCGGGAGCGACUACGAGGACGACGGCCCGGAGCAGAGGAGGGCCUUGCGUUUUCCAUCUUCCUCGCCGUCAUCAAGGCUCGAGGCGGCGCGGCAGCAAGAACAGGACCUCCGGAGAGAAAUCGAGCUUCUCCUAACGCCUGAAGAAAAGGCUAUCUUGGAUCAGCACGAGACUCCUGACGUCACUAAAAUAUCAUCACCGAAAUGGCAUCCACUUCAUAGCUACGCGCUGGCACUGCAGAUACCCCUCAUGGACAAGCUUCUGGACAGUGGUGUUGACAUCAACUUACUUGAUAGAGAUGGCUUCACCUGUCUUCACAAGGCGGUCAUAGGAAAAAAGGAGGCUGUCAUUAGCCAUCUCCUAAGAAAAGGGGCAAAUCCCCAUGUUAGAGAUAGGGAUGGAGCUACACCAUUACAUUAUGCUGUUCAAGCUGGUGCCCUGCAAACUGUGAAGUUACUGAUUAAGUACAAGGUUGAUGUCAAUGUUGCUGAUAAUGAUGGAUGGACACCACUCCAUUUAGCCAUACAGAGUAGAAAUAGAGAUAUAGUGAAGGUUUUGCUUGUCAAUGGUGUGGAUAAGACAAGAAGAACCAAGGAUGGGAGGACUGCACUGGAUCUAAGCUUAUGCUUUGGAAGGGAUUUCAAGUCAUAUGAUCUUGCAAAGCUUGUCAAGCUUAUUCCAGCAAAUAGAGGAGUGUGAUUUCGCUCUGCCACAAAUUUCAGGGAAACAAAAGCCAAAAGUUAGCCAGUGCAGCCUCGUAUGAGCCAUGCAUAGAUUAUGAAGAAGGGUCCAGAUGCAGCUUAUAAAGAAACAAGAAAGGAAUUAUCGCUGCUGGUCAUUUUAACAGUUUUUCUUGACCGCCAACUCCAAGCGAUCUGACAUAUCGCUCUAUAAUUGCGCCAUUGGAAUUCUGUCCAUGGUCUGUAGUCUGUUCGACAUGACUCAAAAUAUGGAGAACCUUAUGGAUAUACAAGCAGCAGUCUUCUUCGUAGUAGUUCA
Molecule: messenger RNA, 1326 nt
Organism: Sorghum bicolor (sorghum)
Lineage: Eukaryota; Viridiplantae; Streptophyta; Magnoliopsida; Poales; Poaceae
Product: ankyrin repeat domain-containing protein EMB506, chloroplastic
Exons: 7
Coding region: 127-1026 (299 amino acids)
Biological process (GO): protein targeting to chloroplast
Cellular component (GO): chloroplast outer membrane
Molecular function (GO): protein binding; chloroplast targeting sequence receptor activity
Source: RefSeq, a predicted model, not a curated record